AGAUAGCCUAAGCUCCAAUCAACGCUAACUCAUCGUCCUCAACCCCUCAAAAUCUUCCGCAAUGGCCGUCAAGACGCCAAUCGUCAAAAAGCGCACCAAGGUCUUCAAGCGCCAUCAAUCCGAUCGUUAUCAUGGUGUGAAGGAGGCAUGGAGGAAGCCCAAGGGUAUUGAUAACAGGGUGCGACGUCGGUUCAAGGGUCAGACUCCCAUGCCGUCGAUUGGUUAUGGCAGCAACCAGAAGACACGUCAUCUUCUUCCUAACGGCCUGAAGAAGUUCCUCGUAAACAAUGUCCGGGAACUCGAGCUCCUACUCAUGCACAACAAGACCUACGCCGCCGAGGUUGCACACGGCGUCAGCAGUCGCAACCGGGCAGUCAUCCUUGAACGCGCUAAGGUAUUGGGUGUGAAGGUCACGAACCCUGCUGCACGCCUGCGGUCUGAGGAACCAGCGACUCAUGCACAUUCUUGGUACACCGGCAAAUCUGAAGUAUUGAAUGAGCAAUUGACUGGUUGGCUCGAUGCCGUGAAGCCAGACGCGAAGGACGACUAUGAGCCUCCGGUCAAGAAAUGCAAGGCCAUCAUCGCACCGCAUGCGGGAUAUUCCUACUCGGGCCCUGCUGCGGCGUGGGCGUAUAAGAGCAUCGACGCGGCCGGAAUUAAGCGCGUGUUUGUCCUCGGACCCUCGCACCACUUCUACCUCGAUGGAUGCGCGCUGUCGCAAUACACGUCGUACGCGACGCCCAUAGGCGAUCUGCCGCUGGAUACCCAGACGAUCGAGGAACUCAGGGCGACAGGCAAGUUCAGCGACAUGGAUUCCGAGACGGACAACGACGAGCACAGCAUCGAGAUGCACCUGCCCUAUGUCCGCAAGGUCUUCGAAGGCCUAGACAUCUCCAUCGUCCCGAUCCUCGUCGGGGCCAUCGACAAGGGGAAGGAAGCCGCGUUUGGCCGCAUCCUCGCGCCCUACCUGGCCAGAGACGACACCUUCUGCGUCAUCUCGAGCGACUUUUGUCACUGGGGCACUCGCUUCUCAUACACGUUCUACUACCCCGAGCGGCCGCCGAGCACGACGGCGCCCGUGCGCCUCUCGCGCACGACGCCGGCGCCCGCGACGCUCGCCAGGUUCCCGAUCCACGCGUCGAUAAGCGCGCUCGACCACGAGGCGAUGGAGCUGCUCACGCUCCCGCCGUCGACGGCCGUGCAGGCGCACCAGUACUUCGCGGAGUACCUCGAGCGCACGAAGAACACCAUCUGCGGGCGGCACCCGAUCGGCGUCCUGUUCGGCGCGCUGGCGGUGCUCGAGCGCGAGGAGGGGCGCGCGCUCGGGCUCCGGUGGGUGAGGUACGAGCAGAGCAGCCAGUGCGUGGAUAUCAAGGACUCGAGCGUGAGCUAUGCGAGCGCGUACGUCACGUUCUGA
Molecule: messenger RNA, 1417 nt
Organism: Heterobasidion irregulare TC 32-1
Lineage: Eukaryota; Fungi; Basidiomycota; Agaricomycetes; Russulales; Bondarzewiaceae
Exons: 12
Coding region: 62-1417 (451 amino acids)
Biological process (GO): translation
Cellular component (GO): ribosome
Molecular function (GO): structural constituent of ribosome
Source: RefSeq, a predicted model, not a curated record